AUGGCCGACAAAGGACGAACCCCGGCCAGCGCCGACGCCGGCUUCAUCUUGUCCUUGCCGCCGCCGGAGAACCCCUUCCUCGCCGACACCUAUUUCCAGCGGGUGCUCGCCGCCUACCUGCCCAAAGACACCCUCGCCGAGCUGACGCCCGCGCUGACCAAGUUCGGCGACGACGCCAUCUCGCCGCAGGUCAGGGAAUGGAAUCUCAACGCGGAGAGGCAGCAGCCGUUUGUGGAGAGGCACAACGUCUGGGGCGCGCGCCAUCCCGUGGACAGGCUCGUGACGAGCGAGGGCUGGAAGGCCCUGCGCAAAUGGGGAGCAGAGGAAGGGGCUGUCGCGAUUGGAUACGAGACUCAGUAUGGCAUCUACAACCGCAUCGUCCAGCACGCUAAAAACUACCUCUUCUCGCCCGUGUCCGGCCUGACCAGCUGCCCGCUCUCCAUGACCGACGGCGCCGCCCGUCUCCUCCGCUCGCAGCUCCCGGGCCUGCCCACCUCGCACCCGUUCCACGAGACCUACCGGCGCCUGACCGCGCGCACCGACAGCUGGACCUCCGGCCAGUGGAUGACCGAGCGACCCGGCGGCAGCGACGUGCAAAACACCGAGACCUGGGCGCGCCACGCCCCGCUUCCCGGCGGCAGCUGCGGACGGCUGGACGAGGGCGACUACCUCGUCUCCGGCUUCAAGUUCUUCUCCUCGGCCACCGACGCCGACGUCGCCCUGCUGCUCGCCAAGACGGAGGACGGCGGCAAGCUGAGUGCGUUCCUCGCGCCGCUGACCAGGACGGACGCGGCGGACAGCGGCGGCGCGCGGGUGACCAACGGCGUGCGCGUGCACCGCCUCAAGAGCAAGCUCGGCACCAAGCAGCUGCCGACGGCCGAGCUGGAGCUGCGCGACGUGCGCGCGCACAUGGUCGGCCCCAUGCGCCGCGGCCUGGCCGUCGCGCGGCGCUUCGCCGCCGGCCGCACCGUCUUUGGCUACCCGCUGUGGGCGCUGCCGCUGCACCUGCGCACGCUCGCCGACGUCGAGGUGCGCAUCCGCGGCUUCGCGCAGCUCGCCUUCUUCACCAUCGCCCUGAUGAGCUUCACCGAGGACGGCUGCUUCCCGGAAGAAGCAGCGUUGCCGCUGCCGGAGGCUGGGGCCGAGGCCGCGGUGGUGCUGCGGGCGCUGACGGCCGCGGCCAAGGCGGUGACGGGCAAGAACGCGGCGGUCACCAUGCAGGAGGUGAUGGAGGCGCUCGGCGGCGUCGGCUACGUGGACGACCCGGACGACCCGGACAGCGUGGCGCGCGCGCUGCGCGACGUCUCGGUCAACGCCAUCUGGGAGGGCACCACCAAUGUUCUUAGUAGCGAGCUGGUGCGCCACCUGCUCGCCGGGGACCACCUCGCGCGCGUCCACGCCUGGCUGUCGCGGGCGAUCGCGGGCGUCGACGACGCGGACCGCCGCGCGGCGCUGCGGACGGCGUGGGGCAACCUGCACGGGCGGCUGCGGGCGGGCAGAGACCGCGUCGACGUGGUGCUCUCGGUCGGCCGCGGGGUCAUGUUCAGCUUUUCGUGGAUCGUCGUCGGCGUGCUGCUCGCGUGGGACGCGCAGCGCGACGGGGACGAGCUGGCCGGAGAGGUGGCGCGGAGAUGCGUGCUCAAUGGUGAGGGCGGCCUGCGCGAGUGGCUGCUUCCGGAUGUCGGCGUGCCGGCGGCGACGGCACGGUUUGAGGAGGGCACGGAGCGCGCCAGGUGGGAUUGUCGUCUGGUCUGGGGCAAGGAGCUCCCUGAUGAUCUUGUGACGUUUGGCCAGCGGACCCCCCCGUUAGGUUCAAAGAUGUAG
Cordyceps fumosorosea ARSEF 2679 is the source of this 1824-nucleotide messenger RNA. Its product is annotated as Acyl-CoA dehydrogenase/oxidase. NCBI's taxonomy places the organism in Eukaryota, Fungi, Ascomycota, Sordariomycetes, Hypocreales, Cordycipitaceae. Gene Ontology annotation, molecular function: oxidoreductase activity, acting on the CH-CH group of donors. The transcript has 4 exons. The record is from RefSeq and is a predicted model, not a curated record. Bases 1 to 1824 code for a protein of 607 amino acids.